AUGUACGCUGGCGUUGAGAACGACAAGAUUCUUACGGUCAGGAUGAUGAACGGAACUCAGAAAGUUUGUGGCUGGAUGUGGAAGGUUUGGCUCCUGCUUCCUAAUUCUCUGCGACUAAAAGUCUACGAAGCUGUCACCACGCUCGCAAGAAAGCGUUGGAAUGGCGCCGCCACCUUAUAUGUCACCCGAUUACCAUUCAAUCUUUACAUCAAACAGGGUUUCAAUGCAGUAGAGGAAGUGGCCGCUACUCGAUAUGUUGAGGAGAACACGUCGAUCCCCGUUCCUCACAUCCUCGAUUGCGUCUCCAUUGGCCAUCCAGAGUAUCCGAGGAUGGGGCUUAUCGUUAUGCAGGCAGCUCCAGGGCAACAUCUCGGGAAGAGGGGCGAAAUCUUGCACAAGCUCUCAGAACGACAGCAGGAUAUCUUUGUUGAAACGCUACGAGGAUGGUUCGAACAACUACGGUCUUUACCUCCCCCGGAUGAACGAGUCAUUUCGGGCUUUCUUGGAGGCGGUUUAUUCAGCUUCAGAAUUGGCGACAUUGUUGAAGAACCUUUAGGGCCAUACCCCUCCCAGCAAGAGUUUCAUGCUGAAGACUUUUGCACUCCGUGGCCGUCAGAUGAUGAACGAUUCAACAGGGCUUUGGACAUUCGAUCGAAAACUAACUAUAAAAUCUGCCUCAGCCAUGGCGACCUGACUCCUCAAAACAUUCUUGUUGACGAAAAUGCUCGCCCGGUAGCCCUCAUCGACUGGGAAACGGCUAGUUGGAUGCCGGAAUACUGGGAGUACACCCGCGCAUUGUACAUGCGUGAGCCAUACGUUGGGUGGUGCAAGGCCUUCAAGCGGAUAUUUCCUGGAUAUGAGUCAGAGCUCAUGGUGGAAUCCGCAAUUUGGAAGCAUUGGUUUCCAUAA
Molecule: messenger RNA, 909 nt
Organism: Cyclocybe aegerita
Lineage: Eukaryota; Fungi; Basidiomycota; Agaricomycetes; Agaricales; Hemipholiotaceae
Source: the annotation of a GenBank genome assembly